GUACACCACUUUACGUGUAACUUACUCCCAAGUAGAGCUCUGUUAGUAAUUUACAGUCAUAAAAAAGCAUAAAAAACCAUCAUAAUAUUCUCAUUCUCAAAGCUAUUGCGAAAGACACGUAGAGAAUUGUAGCAACAUGGCUUGCAUGCUGAGCAAGGACCCACUGGAUAUUGAGAAUAUUCUGAUGCUUAACCCACGGACUGCUGCGCAUGCAUCCUUACGUUCUACAGUAUCAAAACAGCAGGAUAAGAAGCACUGGAAAAGAAAUUCAGACAAAAGUUGUGCUAAAUGUGAGAAACUGGAAAAUAAUUUUGAUGACAUCAAACAUACUACUCUUAGUGAGAGAGGAGCUCUUCGAGAAGCCAUGAGGUGCCUGAAAUGUGCAGAUGCUCCUUGUCAAAAGAGUUGCCCGACUAACUUGGAUAUUAAGUCAUUCAUCACAAGUAUUGCAAAUAAGAACUACUAUGGAGCUGCAAGGACUAUACUUUCCGAUAACCCACUUGGCUUGACAUGUGGAAUGGUAUGUCCGACAUCAGACCUUUGUGUAGGUGGCUGCAAUUUAUAUGCAACGGAAGAAGGUCCAAUUAAUAUUGGGGGCCUACAGCAAUUUGCUACUGAGAUUUUUAAAGCUAUGAAUAUCCCGCAAAUAAGGAAUCCAACGCUCCCCCCUGUGGAGGAAAGGCCAACCUCCUUCAAAGCUAAGAUAGCUCUUAUUGGUGCAGGACCAUCAAGCAUCAGUUGUGCUUCUUUCCUGGCCCGACUUGGAUAUUCAGAUAUUACAGUGUUUGAGAAGAAGAGUUUUUCUGGAGGGUUAAGUGCAUCCGAAAUCCCUCAGUUCCGAUUGCCAUAUGAUGUUGUCAGUUUUGAAAUCGAGCUGAUGAAGGACCUUGGAGUUAAGGUAAUUGAGGGCAAGGGCCUGGGAAUGCAUGGAAUGAAUAUAAGAUCUCUGAAGGAAGAGGGAUUUGCAGCAAUAUUCAUUGGGAUUGGAUUACCUGAACCAAAAGUUGAAGAUGUUUUCCAUGGUCUUAAAACUGAGCAAGGCUUUUAUACAUCAAAAGACUUCUUACCUCUCGUGGCCAAAGCAAGCAAACAAGGGAUGUGUGCCUGUCACUCUUCACUGCCGUCCAUAAAGGGAACUGUUAUUGUACUUGGAGCCGGAGACACUGCUUUUGACUGUGCAACCUCGGCAUUGCGAUGUGGUGCCCGCCGAGUAUUUGUGGUAUUUAGAAAAGGAUUCACUAACAUUCGAGCUGUUCCUGAAGAGGUAGAAUUAGCCAAAGAAGAAAAGUGUGAAUUUCUUCCAUUCUUAGCGCCUCGUAAAGUGAUUCUCAAGGGUGACAAAAUCAGUGGAAUGGAAUUUGUUCGAACUGAACAAGACGAGGGUGGAAAUUGGAUUGAAGAUGGAGAUCAGAUUGUUCAAUUAAAAGCCGAUGUUAUCAUCAGUGCAUUUGGAUCUCUGCUAAGUGACCCCACAGUGAUUGAAGCCAUGAAACCCAUCAAGUUUAACAGAUGGGGUUUACCGGAAAUUAAUACUGAGACUAUGGUGACGAGUGAACCUGGAAUAUUUGCUGGAGGUGACCUUGUUGGCUGGGCAAAUACAACAGUUGAAUCAGUUAAUGAUGGGAAGCAAGCAUCUUGGUAUAUUCACAGAUAUUUACAGGGAUUACACGGGGUGUCUGUUUCUGGUGAUCCAGAGCUACCAUUGUUCUACACACCUAUUGAUACAGUAGAUAUUAGCGUGGAAAUGGCUGGAUUGAAAUUUCUGAAUCCUUUUGGGCUUGCAAGUGCUCCACCAACUACUAGUGCCCCGAUGAUUCGCAGAGCCUUCGAAGCUGGAUGGGGUUUUGCUCUAACAAAGACAUUUUCCCUGGAAAAGGAUAUAGUGACAAAUGUUUCACCAAGAAUAAUACGAGGAACAACCUCCGGCCACGUGUAUGGUCCAGGACAAGGUUCAUUUUUAAAUAUUGAACUUAUCAGUGAAAAGACUGCGGCUUACUGGUGCAAAUCUAUCACUGAAUUGAAGGCUGACUUUCCUCAACAUAUCAUCAUUGCAAGUAUUAUGUGCAGCUACAAUAAGGAAGACUGGACAGAACUGGCUCAAAUGGCAACGGCUUCUGGUGCGGAUGCCCUGGAGCUAAAUCUAUCUUGUCCCCAUGGCAUGGGAGAAAGGGGUAUGGGUCUGGCCUGUGGACAGGAUCCAGAACUGGUGCGCAACAUCUGCCGCUGGGUAAGACAAGCUGUCAAAAUUCCAUUCUUUGCCAAGUUGACCCCGAACGUCACAGAUGUUGUGCAGAUUGCAAUGGCUGCACAUGAAGGUGGUGCAGAUGGUGUUACUGCAACUAAUACGGUCUCAGGACUGAUGGGACUCAAAGCAGAUGGAACACCAUGGCCUGCAGUUGGAAGAGAGAGCAGGACCACAUAUGGUGGUGUGUCUGGCAAUGCCAUCAGACCGAUAGCUCUCAGGGCAGUCUCCGCCAUUGCUUGUGCCAUUCCAGGAUUUCCCAUUUUAGCCACUGGCGGAAUUGACUCAGCAGAGAGCGGAAUGCAGUUUCUUCAUAGCGGAGCUUCAAUACUGCAGGUUUGCAGUGCCAUACAAAAUCAAGACUUUACCGUGAUCGAUGACUACUGCACAGGUCUGAAGGCACUUCUCUACCUUAAGAGCAUCGAGGAGCUGCAAGACUGGGAUGGACAAAGUCCACCUACUUUCAGACAUCAAAGAGGAAAGCUUGUUCCAAAAGUUGCAGACAUAAUAGGAAAGAAACUGCCAAGUUUUGGACCAUUUUUAGAGCAACGAAAGAAGAUCAUUGCUGAGAACAAGAUCAAGUCACUUUCUGAAAAUGUAAAUGCCUCUGCAAAUGAAAAGAAUCACUUCCUCCCAAAGAAACCCGUACCAGCCGUCAAGGAUGUAAUUGGCAGAGCAUUGCAGUAUAUUGGAUCAUAUGGUAAAUUAAACAUCAGUGAACACGUUGUAGCUCUGAUUGAUGAAGAGAUGUGCAUUAACUGUGGCAAGUGCUACAUGACCUGCAAUGACUCUGGUUAUCAGGCUAUCGAGUUUGAUCCCAAGACCCACUUGCCCACUGUCAAUGACAGCUGUACCGGCUGCACUCUGUGCUACAGCGUGUGCCCUAUUAUUGACUGCAUCAAAAUGGUUACCAGGACAACGCCUUACGAACCAAAAAGAGGUCUUCCGUUAACCGUGAAUCCAGUGCGUUAAGGUCACCAGUUCAGCAAAUGAUGUGCUGAACUUCACUUCUACCAUGGCUGGAUUAGUGCUUCAUUAUCAUACAUCAUUUGAAAACCAAUCAUCAGAUGAAAGUGAUAAAACUGAGAUAUGGCGAUUUUUUAAUUACAGUGCUAUGAAAUACGACGUUGAAUGAACCGGAGGACCUUUUUUUUUUUUUUUUUUUGGAUGAUUUUGUACCUGUAUUCUAUGCAUGUGUAUCAGUGAUUGUAGCGAAGGUAAAAUGGUUAAUUUGUAACAGAAUGGUAAAUAAAUCCAUCCUAUA
Molecule: messenger RNA, 3506 nt
Organism: Bufo gargarizans (Asiatic toad)
Lineage: Eukaryota; Metazoa; Chordata; Amphibia; Anura; Bufonidae
Gene: DPYD
Product: dihydropyrimidine dehydrogenase
Exons: 23
Coding region: 137-3214 (1025 amino acids)
Biological process (GO): uracil catabolic process; thymine catabolic process
Cellular component (GO): cytoplasm; cytosol
Molecular function (GO): iron-sulfur cluster binding; dihydropyrimidine dehydrogenase (NADP+) activity; NADP binding
Source: RefSeq, a predicted model, not a curated record